AUGGCUUGGCACCCCCACAAAGAAAUUUUAGCGAUCGCGAACAGAAAUCACGAUGUAUACAUUUACGAAAGAGAAAAAUCUCAGUGGACAUGCAAAGUAUUGAAGCAUAAGUUUAUGAUCGACAUCACCGCGUUAGCGUGGAAACCAAAAGCAGGCGGUACCCUGGCCGUCGGUUGUCGCUAUGGUGUAUGCGUGUGGAAUUUUACGGCUGAGUCCGCCCCGUUGCAAAGUCCACAAAAAGGUGUACAGAUCAAAUCGGCUUCAUCGUCGACCAUGCGAUAUCACCCGAAUGCUUGGAUGAAAUACUUGCGUACCGAUGGCCACGAACACAUUGCUUCCUUGACAUGGGAUCCUUCUCCAGGCAGCCAUUUAUUGGCAGCUGUAUCCGCGAACAACAGCACUCUCAUGAUCUAUGACACGCUUACAUUAACGGGCACGCCAUUGAAGCGAUACGGCAAAGGCAAUUUACUUGUUCGUUGGAGUCCUGACGGUGAUUGGCUUUAUGUCGCCACCUCCACUGGAUCCAUUCGUAUUUGGGAAACGGAACAUUGGACAUCGACCACUUACACAAAUCCGCCCGGACUAUGGGUACAGGCUGCGUGCUGGGCCCCGGAUAGUCGAAGUCUAUUUUACUCCAUGCGUGGCAAAUCCGAUGUGCAUCUCUUAUACCGAUCAGGACCCUCCAUUAAUGCCGGUAAUACAGGGACGGUCGUCUGGGAAGCAAGAAACCAUGGGCACUAA
This is a messenger RNA of Radiomyces spectabilis, 741 nucleotides long. Its product is annotated as WD40-repeat-containing domain protein. The record is from RefSeq and is a predicted model, not a curated record. The transcript is spliced from 3 exons. NCBI's taxonomy places the organism in Eukaryota, Fungi, Mucoromycota, Mucoromycetes, Mucorales, Radiomycetaceae. Gene Ontology annotation, biological process: nucleocytoplasmic transport. The coding region runs from base 1 to 741 and encodes 246 amino acids. Gene Ontology annotation, cellular component: nuclear pore. Gene Ontology annotation, molecular function: protein binding.